This is a messenger RNA of Notothenia coriiceps (black rockcod), 1040 nucleotides long. It is a transcript of the gene ormdl2, whose product is annotated as ORMDL sphingolipid biosynthesis regulator 2. Gene Ontology annotation, cellular component: endoplasmic reticulum membrane. Lineage: Eukaryota; Metazoa; Chordata; Actinopteri; Perciformes; Nototheniidae. The record is from RefSeq and is a predicted model, not a curated record. The transcript is spliced from 4 exons. Bases 103 to 564 code for a protein of 153 amino acids.
GCAGGUCUGACGGAUGCCCGCUGAUUCUGCUGCGGAGGGACCAGGGGGGCGGGGUUAAAGAGAAACAAGGAGUUUCCUGGUGAGCUACGACAACACAGGAAGAUGAACGUGGGCGUGGCUCACAGCGAGGUGAACCCCAACACUCGGGUGAUGAACAGCCGGGGCAUCUGGCUCACCUACCUGCUGCUGACCGUGGUUCUGCACAUCGUCCUGCUCAGCAUCCCCUUCUUCACCGUGCCGCUGGUGUGGACGCUCACCAACGUCAUCCACAACCUGGUGAUGUACCUGUUCAUGCACACGGUGAAAGGAACUCCCUUUGAGACUCCAGAUCAGGGAAAAGCUCGACUCCUCACUCACUGGGAGCAGAUGGACUACGGAGUUCAGUUCACUUCCUCUCGCAAAUUCCUCACCAUCUCACCUAUCGUUCUGUAUAUCCUCGCCAGCUUCUACACGAAAUACGACUCGACGCAUUUCCUGAUCAACACGAGUUCUCUUCUCACCGUGUUGCUUCCCAAACUGCCUCAAUUCCACGGCGUUCGGAUAUUUGGGAUCAACAAAUACUGACGGGAGUUUUGGCACCAACGCCCCGGGGACUGUUUUUUCUGUUUCUGCUGAACUUUUUUAUAAUGUCUGGAGGGUUUCCUGUACAGACUGUGUGGAGUAUGAUGAAAACAAGAGUAAAUGCACUGCUGCUGUUCUAUGAAAGUAAGUCUUCUCUUUACUGACACUCCUGAUGUUUGUCCGCAAUCUGGCUGCAAAGAAAAAAGCGAAUUAGAGAUUGAAUUGAGAUUUACUUCCUGUUACAAACGGCACUGGCUGCACGUCUGUAAAGUUAAACGCUCCUAAAUGUGAAGGAGGUCUUCUUCACCUUCAGAUUAGUUUUUAUUUUAACGCUUUCUUCUUGAUUUACUAUGAAGGAUUUACACGCAGCGUGCAUUUACACGACUAACACCGCUUUCACACGCACUCCCAUGUCAGUUCCUGUUCUCUGUUGAAGAUGUAUGUUUUUUCUUGCUUAUAAAAUGAAGAGUGAAAAAAAA